Molecule: messenger RNA, 927 nt
Organism: Silurus meridionalis
Lineage: Eukaryota; Metazoa; Chordata; Actinopteri; Siluriformes; Siluridae
Product: polyunsaturated fatty acid 5-lipoxygenase-like
Exons: 5
Coding region: 253-837 (194 amino acids)
Molecular function (GO): oxidoreductase activity, acting on single donors with incorporation of molecular oxygen, incorporation of two atoms of oxygen; iron ion binding; protein binding
Source: RefSeq, a predicted model, not a curated record
AAGAGAAGAGGCUGAGAAAAAAAGAGACCUCUAAGAGUCUGUUGGAAGACACGAUUUACAGUAGUCAGCUGUAAACAGUGCACUGAGAUAAACCAAAACAUACCGUACAAAUUGCGCAAAAACAGCAGAAGGAAGCUGCGGACAGGAUAAAGUAAAGCAUAGGACUUCACUAACAAUCCUUCUAAGGGGUUGCCACAGCGGAUCAUUCGUAUUCAUGAUCCGCAUGUUCGAUUUGGCACGUUUUUAAGCUGGAUGCCUUUCCUAAAGCUUCCUCCCCAUUUAUCCGGGACCGGCACUAAGAAUCGAACCCUGGCCGUAGCGAUGGAGUACAAAGUGAUCGUGGCUACGGGUAACUUAGAAUACUCGGGUACUAGUAACUAUGUGUAUCUUACUUUGGUGGGGGAGAACGGCGAGAGUGAGAGGACGCUGCUGGACAAACCAGGCCUGGAUCUGUAUAGAAACACAGCUGAUGAAUACUUAGUCCAGAGCUCAGUUUCCCUGGGUCGUGUUCUCCUGGUACGCUUGGAGAAGCAGAAAUACUUUGUGGAAGAUAACUGGUUUUGCGAUUAUGUGAAAGUCACCUCACCAGGAGGUGAAGUCACACAGACCUUCCCCUGUUACUGCUGGCUAGUGGGGAAUAUUAAAGUAGAAGUCCGUGAUGGCAAAGCUAGGAGGCUGUGUGAUGAGAUCCUGCCCCAGGAGCUGGCUCAUAGAAAGGCACAGCUGCAGGAGAGACAGAAAACCUUCCGGUAUUUAUAUUCCAGCACUAGGUGUCUGAUAGAAUUGUGCAUAGUUUUACCACUUGUCCUUUUGCAUUUACAUGACUGGAAGCACUAAAAUGGAAGAUAAAUAUUACAGAGUUUAUUUUAACAGUAUAGUACAAAAUGCACAAAAUGUAAUUUAUAAUAUAUAAUACCUGUUCUUCAU